ACCUGAAGAAACUCUCCUCGUAUUGGCACAGACGGGAUGCAGACCACGAAAACAUGCCCUCCCUCCCUCGUCUCCGCUCCAUCGCCGAGCACAAUGUCAAAACCCUCCGACAAGCUCCCCUCGCAGAGCUGUCCGGUGCUCUGGGAGACCUAGGCACCCUCCUGCCACUGAUGAUAGCCAUGACUCUGAACAAUUCCAUCGAUCUCAGCAGUACGCUGGUCUUCUCCGGUCUGGCAAACAUCGCCACCGGCGCAGUCUACGGCAUCCCACUCCCCGUGCAGCCCAUGAAAGCCAUCGCGGCCGUGGCGAUUGCGCAGAAUCUAAGCAAAGACGAAGUGGCAGCUGCGGGACUCGCGAUGGGUGGUGCUGUGCUUCUGCUCAGCGUGACGGGCUCGUUGAAGUGGCUGCAUCGAGUUGUGCCUGUUGCUGUUGUCAAAGGUAUUCAAGUCGGAGCUGGGUUGAGUCUUGUGAUCAGUGCGGGUGCGAAUCUGAUCAAGCCUCUGGGAUGGGUGCAUCCCGCGUGGGAUAAUCGGAUAUGGGCGGUGGGCGCAUUUGUGUUUUUGCUGCUUUCUACUCUACUACCUCGGGUUCCCUACGCUCUGAUUGUGUUCGUGCUCGGCCUUGCCAUAGCCGCUGCAACGACCUCUGAAAAAUCGCCAGCCUCAAUCUGGACGCCACACUUCGCCGUUCCAUCGCAGCAGAGCUGGAAGACUGGCGUCCUCGACGCCGCUAUCCCGCAGCUGCCGUUGACGACUCUGAACAGCGUCCUUGCUGUUGUCUCGCUUGCUGAAAGCCUGUUUCCCGACCACCCUCCGACACCAAGCACGACUUCGAUCGGACUGUCGGUAGCCAUGGCGAAUCUGGUAGGAUGCUGGUUCAACGCCAUGCCCAUCUGUCAUGGCUCCGGUGGUUUGGCUGGGCAAUAUCGAUUCGGAGCUCGCAGCGGGUCGAGCAUUAUCAUUUUGGGCGUGGUCAAAUUUCUGCUUGGUCUUUUCGUUGGUGAUGGCAUUGUACCGCUGCUGCAACGCUUUCCAAAGUCAUUGCUGGGCAUCAUGGUUAUCGCUGCUGGUGUGGAAUUGAGCAGAGUAGGUCAGAGCGUGGGUGAAGCAAGGGAUCUGUGGGAGCAAGUGGGAGAGGAGAAUGAUGAAAAUAUCACGUAUACGAAGAGAUCGCUGCAGGCAACGAGUGAAGAAAGUAGAAACAGGUGGAUGGUGAUGCUUGUUACAGUGGCUGGCUGUUUGGCGUUCAAAAAUGAUGCUGUGGGCUUCGCUGCUGGUUUGUGUUGGCAUUGGGGUUUGAAAGUGCCGGGCGUGCUUCAUCGAAUGCGGUAUGGUCGCGGUCGGAUAAUGCUGAGGGAUGGAGAUGAUGCUCCCCAUGGCCAUGUUCCCAGGGAGGCUUGA
This is a messenger RNA of Zymoseptoria tritici IPO323, 1400 nucleotides long. RefSeq lists its product as uncharacterized. Gene Ontology annotation, molecular function: molybdate ion transmembrane transporter activity. The transcript has a single exon. The record is from RefSeq and is a predicted model, not a curated record. The coding region runs from base 54 to 1400 and encodes 448 amino acids. Gene Ontology annotation, biological process: molybdate ion transport. Lineage: Eukaryota; Fungi; Ascomycota; Dothideomycetes; Mycosphaerellales; Mycosphaerellaceae.